UGUACUAGGCUACUCUGCACCCGGUAUCCGCCCAUUUUCGCGCUAAGGCCAAACUCAGUUGAAUCGAGAGUAGCAGGCCAAACGCUGGAUCAAAUGUAAAGUUCAAUUGAUUGAUUCCUUACAUUCGUCGGCUUUUUCAAAUAAGUUUAAUCUACAUAAAUGGGMCCGUUUCAUUGUGAAGUAGGAAAUGUAGAGAUCGUGUGAAAAGGGAGGAUUAUCUGCUUGACUUGUUAUUUGGUCGCUACUUCGGACGCGGAACUCCAUACGCUAAAGGUGAACGAUGACAGAAUACAAGCUGGUGGUGGUGGGAGCAGGAGGCGUGGGCAAGAGCGCUCUCACCAUCCAGCUCAUUCAGAACCACUUUGUGGAUGAAUAUGACCCCACCAUCGAGGACUCGUACAGGAAGCAGGUGGUGAUUGAUGGGGAGACGUGUCUGCUGGACAUCCUGGACACUGCAGGUCAGGAGGAGUACAGCGCCAUGAGGGACCAGUACAUGAGGACAGGGGAGGGUUUCCUCUGUGUCUUCGCCAUCAACAACACCAAGUCCUUCGAGGACAUCCACCACUAUAGAGAGCAGAUCAAGCGGGUGAAAGACUCAGAAGACGUGCCCAUGGUGCUGGUGGGGAACAAGUGUGACCUGCCGUCCCGGACGGUGGACACCAAACAGGCUCAGGACUUAGCGCGCAGCUACGGCAUCCCCUUCAUUGAGACCUCAGCCAAAACGAGACAGGGUGUCGAUGAUGCCUUUUACACAUUAGUGCGGGAAAUCCGAAAACACAAAGAGAAGAUGAGCAAGGAGGGCAAGAAGAAGAAAAAGAAGUCCAAGACAAAGUGCAUACUCAUGUGAAUAAUGACCACCCCCCCCCCCCUUUCAAGAUAGAAAAAAUGUGUUCAAACUGUUUAAUACAUUUUUGUACAUUACACUAAAUUAUUAGCCUCUUUUACCUAAGUAACCACAACACCAAAUAUCGAAAUGAACCCCUUUUUUUUCUGCCUUCAUUUUCUUUGCUCAUUUGAAACUAAUAAUCUUUACUUAAUGUUUAGUGCCAGUUGCCCAGAAGUGUUGGUCCAAUAGGUUGAUUAUUAAUUAGGAGUGGUACACUGUAGGCACAUUUUGGACAAUAGAAAAAGCAAGCCUAAAAAGCUUAUUUUCCCUCUGCUAGUAGAGCAUGAGCAGAAGAGGUUGUUGUAGUACAUGCUUCUAACAGUAUGGGGGAGAGUUGAAUCCCAUCCAUAGUGCCUAAAAGCUGUUUUUAGCAUGGGCAACGCCAUUGAGGGCUUUCACAAUUUUUAAGUAGUCAACUAGGUAGGACUUACUAUGGGUUAUGGAAGGAUCACAUUACAUCCGGGUCAUCAGGAGGGAUCAGCCAAUUAAUUAUACUUGUGAGCAAACAUUUCAUAACUGCAGGUGGCAGUAAAUUGUCUUCAUACCUGUUCAAAAAACACACUCCACGUGGCACUAUGUACCCUUUCAGUUUGUCAACUCGCAGUAGUAAAAGAAGAAAAUUGACUACUUCAAAAUGGAAAUGGCCUCAAUGACGCUGCCCAUGCUCACAGAUGCCAUAAUGGGAAAGAUGCAAUGCUUCGAUUUCUAUCAUUCCAUUCGAUACCAUAGGACCCUCAAACUCAACUCUGGAUCUCAAAGCCAGUUCCACUGCAUUUUUUCAUUGGUUCCCUCUAGUAAGGAGUAGCAACCGGGAGGCACGACCAACACUUGAUUAGGGGAAAUUACAAAUGUCCUGGCCACUGUGUGUAAUAAUGCCCAUCCUCCUACAUUAGACUCCUAGAUAUGAUUCAAUAAUAUCAUGCAGUACUUUUAGCAUGCAUAUGAACUUUACUACUGUACCUAGUAAAAAAAAAAUCAUGGUUACCCAUUUAAUUCACUUGUAAUCUGUUAAUGCUUUUUUUUGUUAAUGCUUUUUUUUGGUAAUAAUUGGUGAGCAGUGAUUUCCUGCCUACAGGAGAGACUUUCCUUUUUGCAUGCAAUGUGUUCUUACGGAGAAUGGCACUGUGAUGCUAAUACUGUAUAAUACUGAUACAGCCACUAGGGCCAGGAACAAGGAGCUCUGUUCCAGUUGGGGGGGACAGGUUUUUAUAGUGUUUCGGGACUUGAGUCAAUCCAUAUUCACCAAACCUGAUCUGAUCUUUUGGGUAGAAACCAGUUGUUGAGUGGUGGGAAACCUUCUCAACAACUGAAUUGCUCCAGGUGGCAGGUUUGAAGCAAAAUAUAUUUUUAUAUAAAGAGAGGCAUCAGAACAGCAAGAUUCUGCCAGUGAUUUUGAAAAGGACAUGCAGCUAAUGUUGUGUUGCUCAGUGGCACUGCAUGUUGCUUAAAACCCAUCACAAGCCAGUGUCUCCUGUAGUUAUUUUAUCAUUAGAUUUGAUAUUCCCUGCUCAUUACGAACGUUCUAGAAGAUGAGUUAAUUGUUCCUGAAGAGACCUUGUUUAAGCUAUGAACUUCCCUCUUAUCCUCAGGAUUGGUGUAUUUUGCGUCAUGUUUCGUGUUUUUGAAGGUAGUUCACUGGAGUAACACAUUUGACCUCAGCUAAUUGAGCCAGCAAAUCAAGAUCUGGGCUUCCUUGUUACAGUUUAGCAUCUGAAGUGUUGAGUGCAAAAAAAAUAUAGCAUGCCUAAAUCAAACCUAAACUUUAAACCAAGUCAUCUAAUGUCGACUACGUAGAUGUGUUCUUCGGGUGAACUAUCUUCUUAAAGAAUAGUGACUCAUUGUCUUCAGAUGCAGGACAUAAAACACCUCAACAGAUCCUAACAGAAUAUGCCUUGCACAUUUCCCCAAUCCUUUGUUUUGUAUUUAUCGCUGCCAUAAACUUACUCUCCUGUUUUUGGAUUGGCUAGAUUAGGCAAAACAAAUCUUAAAGGUCUUGUUUUGUCCUACCACAUAUAUGUAUAUGUAUUUUUUUCUUCUGCAAAAGAUGCAUCCCCAUAGUAAUGGUGUCAUGAUAAGGGUGUUCAAAAAUGUAUUGUUCAUAUGAAUUUUUCUAAAUCACCCUUGGAUGUUUUGGGGUUUGGAGUUUGGGUGGGAAGGUGUUGAGGGUUUUUCUGUGCUGGCUUUCAAGUGAAAUGACUAGUCCAGUCCAAUCAUUUUUAUGUCACGUUUAUCUUUCACAGGUUGUUGCUUCCAAGUGAUGUAGUAACUGGAACUGAUCUCUGCAAAUGAGGCAAUAAUUGCCAUUUAAAUUAGUUUUUAGAGAAAAAAGUCAAUUGAUAACACAGAAUAUUUGCUUUUCAUGGUCAAUGCAUAUUUCACUACCUUAUUACUAGUUUUUUACCUUGGGGCGUCUUACACAUUGCCUUUUGUGCUGGUAUCGGGUGCUUCAGUCAGACAGCAUAGGCUUCUCUGUCACGUCUGUUCAAGAGCUACAAACUCGGUGCUGUUUGAGAGGAACAAGAUUCUAAAUUAAAACAUAAUACACAAUACAAUGUAUUUUGGCUGUUUACACAACCACCCUAAGAACCCAAAUCUGAUUAUCUUUCUUUCUAUAUCCAAUCUUUUCUUCUGACUGUCCACACAGUUUUACAUGUGACCCAUAUCAGAUUUGCACAUUCACACUGAUGUAGCACCCAGAUGCAAUGCUCGUUUCCCGUCUCUGUUCCUUUCAAUUUCGGGUGCUUCUUAUGUGCAUAAAAAACACUUCAGAGGAAAAUAAUCUGAUCCGAGCAUCCAGACAGAGGUCGCAUAUAGAGGAUCGGGUUUGUAUCAGGGUUAUGAUCCACAUAUGGAGGUGGUAUAAAUCAAAAGUCCAAAGAUCAGAUUCCAUGUGUUUUUUUGCUGUUUACACCGGGAAAAUAUCAGAUGGGUAUCAGAUAUGCAAUUAAUUGGCAAUAGAUCUGAAUUGGGCUGCCUGUGUAAGUGCAGCCUUAGUUCUUAGGAUUUAUGCUUUUUUGACCCACUUUGAUUAAAUCCUUUUUGUUACUAAAGUUAGAUAUUAACUGUUAAUGCAUUUUUGAUAAUGGGAACCCAUUUGUUAACAAUACUGUAUCAAGAAAAGUAACUAUACCGAAAUGUGUUGAAAUGUUCCGCCUCCCUUUUUUUACGUGCCAAUGGCUGAUUUCUGAGGGAAAAAAGUAUAAUUUAUACCUGGAUCGUAUUUUAACAACCUAUUGUCAUACUGAAAGGUGCAUAUUUUGUAAAUUGUGCUUAAUUUUGUUGGCGUCUCUAAAUGAAUGUUGCUUUAAUAGAGUUUUCACUCCUCUGUUUGUGUAUGAUGGGACUCGGGAGUGACUGACCACUGUUGAACACAUCAGUAGAGAUCUCUCUUUGGGCAGUGUGUAGCGUGGUGAUCUGAUUUCAGAUCAUUUUUUUCCCAUGAAUCUCACCACUCCUAUUUAAUGUGUAAUAAAGAAAAGAGGAAUUGG
Messenger RNA from Salvelinus sp. IW2-2015, 4374 nucleotides. RefSeq names its product v-Ki-ras2 Kirsten rat sarcoma viral oncogene homolog (gene kras). Gene Ontology annotation, molecular function: GDP binding; GTP binding; GTPase activity. Gene Ontology annotation, biological process: Ras protein signal transduction. NCBI's taxonomy places the organism in Eukaryota, Metazoa, Chordata, Actinopteri, Salmoniformes, Salmonidae. The record is from RefSeq and is a predicted model, not a curated record. Gene Ontology annotation, cellular component: plasma membrane.